Molecule: messenger RNA, 3010 nt
Organism: Desarmillaria tabescens
Lineage: Eukaryota; Fungi; Basidiomycota; Agaricomycetes; Agaricales; Physalacriaceae
Exons: 6
Coding region: 94-2541 (815 amino acids)
Molecular function (GO): mRNA binding; protein binding
Source: RefSeq, a predicted model, not a curated record
CCCACUCGCGUCGUUCCGUACUUAUCUCUUUACGAAAAGGCCUGGUUGCUGUAAAAAAUUCCAGCCAGUCCUUAUCAUAUUUCCCUGUCAUCUAUGCUUCCACCCGCCCUUCUAGAGCUCACUUUAGCACGCCUUACACAUCGCGGUAGUAUCCUGGGCUCGGAAGUCGUGACCGCUCGAACAUGGCCCCGAAGAAAUGGCGUUCGUACGAUGCAACAGGCCGUACUCGCUUCGGAUGCAUCACCAAUCACCCUCUAUCCUCACCUCAAAGGAAAGCAAACACUCGUCAAACCUUCUCAGGGUAAUAACAAGCCAAAAGGCGUCGGGCAUCUGAAGGUUCGGGAAGGGAAGGCUGCUGCCGAACGUCCCAAAACCGAGUUGGCGCGUCGUGUAGAUGCAUUGUUGCAAGUUGCUCAAAAAGAGGAAGAAUCGGCCGACCAUCCCACCUUUAGCGAAGAAGAGCUGCUGUCACUCUAUGAAGACAUUCUUGCGGGACCCGAAACCGAAAUGGAACGUCAGCAAGAAGGCCCGAUGUUGGAACAACGAUCCAAGGGGGACGUCGAGCUGAUUGAAGCAGUCUACGAACGUCUUCGCGAACAGACACUGGAGGAACACUUGGACCCCCAGUCAUCGAAGACCCCUUGGCUUCAAUAUGCAACUCAUCGCCGUAUUCUUGACCAAGUCGGAAAGCUGAUGGAUCUAGUGCUCCAAGGCGAUGAAGCUCCUCGAAUUCCCAUAGUCACGCUAUCUAUACAGGAAUGGAACGCUUUGAUUCGCACAUGUAUUCAUGAAAAUGAUUUAGAAUCCGCGGAACGUUCGCUGCGACUCAUGAAGCGUACUGGUAUCAUUCUACCCGAAGAGUCGAUUAACGAAGUGGUCAAGUUCUACGCCGACAAGGGUGAUGUUUCGGAAACGGAGCGCAUUCUGACAAGCUUUGUACUUGGUGCCCCUUCCGACCGACAGCAGCAUCUUCAUAUUCGUUCACAUCUCCGAGCAUCUCCAAAUGCCAUGCCAACAUCAGCACUUGCUGUGCUUCAUGCUUAUGAGGAACAGCUCAACAUGCCUGCACAGAAGACGUACACAAACCUUGUCACACAUAUGUUUUCUGUGAAGGACUCGAUGGCCCACGCCCAAGCAUGGGACCUGUUCUACCACAUGCGUUAUGUUGCUCAUCCUGUCCCAGACGCUUUUCUCUACACUGCAAUGAUCCGAGCCUGCGCGUCGUCAUUCUUCACUGUUCGAGCUUCGGAACCCGAGCGCGCUCUAGAUCUCUGGACUGAGAUGACGAUCGACAAUAGCAUAGCGCCUACAGUUGCGUCGUACAAUGCUGUCAUCCUAACUUGUGCGCGGACGGGUGACAAGAAGUACGUCCAUGAAGCUUUCCGCCUGGCCAAGGAGAUGUUAGACUCUCAUCGAGACGCGCAUGGGGAGUUAUUGUACGUGCCCGACCAACAUACGUUCCUUGCCCUAUUGGAAGGUGCGAAGAGGAUUGGAGACCUUUCGAGGACACGGUGGAUCCUUGCACAGAUCAGCCGAGUCAGUGUAGAGGAGCCCUCUUUGGGUGUUUCUAUUGACGAAGAAGUCAUGAUGCACGUCUUCCAUGCAUACGCGGCGUAUGAUCCGCCGUUCAAGCGGGGUAUCGCGUUACUACUUGACUCGAGCCAAGAGGCACCAGCAUCAGAUGAUUCUGCAUCGGCCCAUCGAGAGAGCUCCAACAUAACUGCACCCCCUAGUUCCCCUAGUUUCGCCCAUGUCGCUCCUCAGAGUCGUGCGGAGGUUAUUGCUGAAGCUGAGAUACUAUUCGGGCGUAUAUUGGAGGACGGUGGAUCUACUUUCGAUCCAACAAUUGGUUUCAGCAACGUCGAGCUGUCGACCCGGUUACUGAAUUCGUAUCUCUCGGUACACUACAAGCACGGGACGUUGGAGGCAGCUCGGAGGCAGUUCUUGGACCUCUUUGUGGAACUCAAGAUGGAUCGCAAUGCUCGGACGUUCCGUGAGGCGCUGGAGCGAUGCUUGUAUUCGCACCAGAAGGAACGGCAGUUUGCUCUCGAGUUUGGUAGUGAGAUAUUCAAGAUGUGGCAAGAGUAUGAAGCAUCCGGUGGGACUGCAGAUGCACGGACGGUGGAGAAAAUCCACGUUGCGUAUAUCCGACUACUUGCCUUGACGAAGAACCUGGAUAAAGCCUUGGAUCAACUGCGGGCAUUUGCGGCAAAAUACCCGCCUUCGGCUUUGCGGCACCAGCCAGCAAAGCCUGGGAUGAGGUCCACGAGAACAGUCCUUACCGGCUCGCGACCGCUUAUUCGUAUGACCUCAGCUGCGGAGGUCCCGGAUAGCCAUGUUCCUCCGCUUGUGAUGUUCAGAGAUGUCGAUGUGCUACACAGCCGGCUUGUUGCAACUGGGGACGUGAAAGGGAUUGCAUAUGUGAAGUACGUGUGCAAGGCGUAUGAAUGGGCGUUGCGAGUGAGAAGAGACGAGGCUCUGAAGGCCAAGCCGGUUGAUACUGAAUCCACGACGCUUGUCGAUUUAGAUUGGCAUUCUUAGAGUGGGUUUGCGUACGAGGUAGCAUGCCACCUCUCAGCGAAGUGACGGCUGAUAGAAAAUUCGAAAUCGUACACAUUUCCAGGCAAUUUCUGAGCUCUAUCAAAGCAAUUCCCUUGGCCCUCAGCCACAGUUUGACUAACUUUCGUCUCACCCAUCACUUCUCCGUCCUCCCGAGACUGAUUACCUCCCAUCCGGACUGUCCAGAUGAAGAUCUCACUCGUGUAUUCAAUGUGGAUAACACUCUCGGGACCUAUGGCUCUGGCAUCCUAUUCUAAGGUGUAUUCCUUUGGUGCCAACAAUAUUCCCGAAAACGCUUGUUGCCUCACCUGUCCUGAAGUGAUUUCCCGUAGUCCGUUCCAUAUAUCGCGUCGAGUACAUAAGGGAAUAAAUUUCCCCGUAUUGACACCAUUUUAAUAAUAAAAGACAAGCAUAGCGCCAUUUGCGGCGGGACAUAUAGUCAUAGUGAUUG